Molecule: messenger RNA, 606 nt
Organism: Meloidogyne enterolobii
Lineage: Eukaryota; Metazoa; Nematoda; Chromadorea; Rhabditida; Meloidogynidae
Source: the annotation of a GenBank genome assembly
AUGGCUUUGCGCCUACUUGGCCGCGCGCCUACUUGGGCGUGUCCCCUUCCCCAGCUCUCCCAUUUACGCUUCCAUGCAUUCGCGCAACCAAUCACCCCAACAUUUUCUUCUAUUAUUUUUUUCUUUUUUAUUCUAUUUUCUCUCUUUUUUAACACAAUCAUCAAUUUUUUUUUAUUUUUUUUCUCUAAAAAAUAUUUUCCCAAUUUUCGCCUCAUAUUAUUUUUUGCGCAUUUUCAUUUGGUGAACACUUUUUUUCCAAAAUUUUUUGCGAACGCUCUAUUAGAAAAAAAUAAAAAAAAAGUUUUGUGCAUGGGCCAGCGGGUAGCUAGCAACCAAGCAACCCCCAGCCGGUGGCCAUCUCUCUCUCUUUGUACACAACUUUUAGUAAAAUAGCUAAUUGCGCAGGAAUGGUAGAGGCAGGCACCUUUCUCUCUCUCUCUUUUAAUGGGGAGAAAGUUGUAAUGAAAAAAAGUAAAAUGAAAGUUGAAAUGAGGAAAAAGAUGAUAUGUGAUGGAAAAUAGAUGGACAGGGCAAAAAAUAAAUAAAAAUUGAGAUUAGUAUCUAAUUUAUUAAAAUUUUGGAGGAAGAGCAAUGAGCUAGCUAUCA